Orycteropus afer afer is the source of this 654-nucleotide messenger RNA. It is a transcript of the gene NUDT16L1, whose product is annotated as nudix hydrolase 16 like 1. Gene Ontology annotation, molecular function: snoRNA binding. Gene Ontology annotation, cellular component: nucleus. The record is from RefSeq and is a predicted model, not a curated record. NCBI's taxonomy places the organism in Eukaryota, Metazoa, Chordata, Mammalia, Tubulidentata, Orycteropodidae.
GGCGGGGGCAGUGCCAAGAUGUCGGCGGCAGCGCUGCCCGAGCUGAAGCAGAUCAGCCGGGUGGAGGCGAUGCGCCUAGGGCCGGGUUGGAGUCACUCAUGCCACGCCAUGCUUUACGCCGCCAAUCCCGGGCAGCUCUUCGGCCGCAUUCCCAUGCGCUUCUCGGUGCUGAUGCAGAUGCGCUUCGACGGGCUGCUGGGCUUCCCCGGCGGCUUCGUGGACCGGCGCUUCUGGUCGCUGGAGGACGGGCUGAACCGGGUGCUGGGCCUGGGCCUGGGCUGCCUGCGCCUCACCGAGGCCGACUACCUAAGCUCGCACCUGACCGAGGGCCCGCAGCGCGUCGUGGCGCACCUGUACGCCCGGCAGCUGACGCUGGAACAGCUGCACGCCGUGGAGAUCAGCGCGGUGCACUCGCGCGACCACGGCCUGGAGGUGCUGGGGCUUGUGCGUGUCCCCCUGUACACCCAGAAGGACCGCAUGGGGGGCUUCCCCAACUUCCUGAGCAACGCCUUCAUCAGCACUGCCAAGUGCCAGCUGCUGUUCGCCCUCAGGGUGCUCCACAUGAUGCCGGAGGAGAAACUGGCCGAGGCCCUGGCUGCCGCCACUGAGAAGCAGAAGAAGGCCCUGGAGAAGCUGCUGCCGGCUUCCUCCUGA